Messenger RNA from Lagenorhynchus albirostris (white-beaked dolphin), 1300 nucleotides. RefSeq names its product CWC15 spliceosome associated protein homolog (gene CWC15). The record is from RefSeq and is a predicted model, not a curated record. Gene Ontology annotation, biological process: mRNA cis splicing, via spliceosome. Gene Ontology annotation, molecular function: RNA binding. The transcript has 7 exons. NCBI's taxonomy places the organism in Eukaryota, Metazoa, Chordata, Mammalia, Artiodactyla, Delphinidae. Bases 132 to 827 code for a protein of 231 amino acids. Gene Ontology annotation, cellular component: catalytic step 2 spliceosome.
CGGGUCUUGGGCUUUAGCCCUGGGCGCAGAGGUUUCUGGGAGCCAAGAUUUAAAAUGGCGUCUGUAUGAUCUCCUGAGGCAACUGCAUCGGAGCUCGGCCAGAGUGAGCGGCAGCAGGAAAGCAGACUAAGAUGACAACAGCAGCUAGGCCAACUUUUGAACCUGCAAGAGGGGGGAGAGGAAAAGGAGAAGGUGAUUUGAGUCAACUCUCAAAGCAAUAUUCAAGCAGAGACCUACCCUCUCAUACAAAGAUAAAAUAUAGACAGACCACUCAGGAUGCCCCUGAAGAAGUUCGGAACCGUGACUUUAGGAGAGAGUUGGAAGAGAGAGAGAGAGCUGCUGCAAGAGAAAAAAACAGAGACCGGCCAACCCGAGAACAUACAACCUCCUCUUCAGUGUCAAAGAAGCCUCGGUUGGACCAGAUUCCCGCUGCCAACCUCGACGCAGACGACCCUCUAACAGAUGAGGAAGAUGAAGAUGAAGAUUUUGAAGAGGAGAGUGAUGAUGAUGAUACUGCAGCUCUUCUUGCGGAGCUGGAAAAAAUUAAAAAAGAAAGAGCUGAAGAGCAGGCCAGGAAGGAACAAGAACAAAAGGCUGAAGAAGAAAGGAUUCGUAUGGAAAACAUUCUGAGUGGAAACCCUCUCCUUAAUCUCACUGGCCCAUCCCAACCUCAGGCCAACUUCAAAGUUAAAAGAAGGUGGGAUGAUGAUGUUGUUUUCAAGAACUGUGCAAAAGGUGUAGAUGAUCAGAAGAAAGACAAAAGAUUUGUAAAUGAUACGCUGCGAUCUGAAUUUCACAAAAAGUUCAUGGAGAAAUAUAUUAAAUAGUACAGUUUUAUGUGCUUAAUUAAAGGCUGUAAAAUGUAAACGAUAUGACUUUAUUUUGGUUUUUUUGUUUUUCUCUUCCCCCCCCAUCUAAAUUGUGUAUAGGCUUCCCUAAUUUUAAGUUCCAAAAUAUCUUUUCCUUUAUUGAUUGCUAACUUGAUAAGGACUGGGAAUUGGUUUAACCAGUUGCCAUCUCAGUAUUUCCAGUCAUAUGUUUUUCUUUUGAAUAUGGGAAAAGGAAUCUGCUUGUAAUAAAUAUUUUUAAUAAUCUGUGUCAAAUCUGUGUCCCCACCUUUUUUGUUGAACUGUGUGCAGCUUAUAAAACAUUGCAUAUUUUCUUUCGUGUGUUGUAUUUCUUUGUGUUAACUUUUUCUCCUCAUGUCUCUAACAUUGACUUAAAGUCAGUUAAUUCAUAUCUCCUCUGUAUCUUUUAGAAGUGUGAUGAAGAAUUAAAGAGAUUCCAUUUUGGACCACCA